AUUAAUUGUUAAAUGUCAUUUUAUCUCUUACAUUACAGGUCACGAUGUUGAUAAAAGUGCAAUUUGAAGGCAAGAAGAAGUAUAUUAAACUGGAAGAAGUCUCUUUCUUGGAUUUUCACAGUGCAGUCCAGCAGAAGUUUCUUAUAGCAGAGGAUACAACAUUGAAAGUCACAGAUGACCAUGGCAUAGAAGUGGAUGAGGAUGUAUUUCCAGAACUUGCGACAAACAAAGAAAUGUGUUUUAUCAUCCACACUGAUGAUGAACUUCCAUUUGCUGAAACAUCAAAGGGCUCUACAGACUUCUCAGACCUGACAGAGUUUGGUGCCUCUUCCAAUCAGACAGAAUAUGUUACUGUCACUACUUGUGAUCUGACUGUUCUGCAGCAAGGGGUUGUUGAAGUACCCUCCUCCCCAAGUUUGACCGAUACGUUGUCUGUGUCAAGCAGUUUAAGCAGCAGUGAUUCUGGAUCUCAAAUAAUUCAACCUUUAUUGGACAGUGUCCAUGCAAGAAGUAAUAUCAAGCAAAUUCUAUCUUCAAAGCCUGCUGGGCUGACUGUGAUUAAAGAGUAUGAAGAGACUGGGAGCUUAAAAGAUUCUACAAGACGGUUAAUGGUGAACAUAAUUGUAGCUCACAUGCGUGAAAAGGAAGGAAGAGCUGUUAGUAAAGGAGCAAAAGAGUUUCAUGCCUUUGGUAUUGUGUCACUGUUCCCAACCUUAAAAGACCCAUACUCUAAGAAAGGAUAUGAACAUUUCUAUGACAUUCAGAGUAACACUGGCUUUCUUGAGUGGCGCAUGAAGACUGUGCAGCGUAAAUCCAGAACCUCCUCUACCUCACAGAGCAGAGUGGAGCUAAAAGGAGGUCCCACAUUAUUAAGAACAGUUGGAGCUCUAGAUGACCAGCGAAUGGGAGAUGAAUGCAUGGAAGCUAUGUCACUCCUCCAUCACACAACUGAUCAUGACACAGUGUUCAAGAAAAUGAAAGAAACUUUCCACUACCGUCAACAGAUUCUCCAUGACCCUCAGCGCUCAGCUGAUGUACUACAAAUGUUCCCGCGUUUCUUGGAUGUCAAAGGACUGAUUUCGCAUGACUUCUCAUUGUUGUUUGGAGCAGAGGUUGCUUCAAGAUUCUUGGAAAAAUGGAGCACCAGUUUUAAAGAAAAAGUCAUCCAGGAGGCCAGGAACCUUAAAGAGACUGCUCUACUAAAACGACAUUUGAAAGCUGCUCUGAAGGAGGAUUCUGACACAACUGAUGAUCCAGAAUGGGACAGCGACAUGGCUUCUCUAUUCAUCCUGCUGCAUCUACUUACUCCACAACCAGCUGGAAGAAAGCGGCCCAAGAAGAUCAGUGUUGAAGAGGCAACAACUCAUCUGGUCAAAUUUUAUAAGUCAUGCCAAAGCCUAGAUGAUCAUCUCCUGACCACUGAAGGAAACCCUCAGCCGUAUCUUCUUGCCUCAGGGACAUCAAAAGCACAGGUUUCCACCUUCUACAUUGUCAUGGACAGAAAAAUUCUGCCUUGUCAAUCAUGCACAUCCUUGGGUGCAUUUGACGAGUUGUUCAAAUCUCAUUUUGUUUUCGGUGUGAAAUAUGAUGAUGCUCUGUCCAGCCUGUACACAUUUGUGCAGACAACUGUGUACAAUAUCGAUAUAGGCUCAACUGAGGAAACUCCAAAAGUCAAAGAGCUAAGAGCAAGGCUUCUGAACAAGCACUAAUUUUAUUUUUUUUGACCAAAAUGUCAAAAUGUAUGAACAUCAUAAACUCUUUAAGGAACUGUACCCAUCAAACAACUUGCUUCCAAAACACCAUUUUAUGGUGCAUUACCCAAGGUGUAUUAGAAAGGUCGGGCCACUCAUUCAAAUCUGGACCAUGAGAUUUGAGGCAAAACACAAAUUUUUUAAAGAUUCUGUGAAGAACUUCAAAAAUUUGACUGUUUUGCUUGCAAAUAAACACCAGUUUGCAGUAGCAUAUCAUUGGGAAUGCUUGUCUUUAAAGACAGUUGAAUCUGGUCCAGUCAAAAUUAGUUCACUUGAAACACUUUAAUUUUCAGAAGAUGUAAGUGCCUCUCUUCAAGUUGAUUCACAAGCCACUGUCAAUCUUACAAAGUGGAUAAGAUGUAAUGGUGUUGAGUAUCGUGUUGGACUCUUUGUUUGCACAGGUACAAAUGAAAACAUGCCAGUUUUCAGUAAAAUAACCUCAAUCAUUUUACAUAAUGGUGAAGUGUUUUUUUUUUUGAUUGAGCAUGAAACAUGUUUCCAUGAUCACUUCCAUGCUUUUCAAGUUAGUGAAAACCUUCCAAGAAAGGUACUUGUUGUAGAAAGGGAAAGAUUAAGACAUUUCAAAUCUUUUGAUUCCCAAAUGUCAUAUGUUUGUGAUUCACAAUUUUAUGUUUUGUCAGAGAGUUGUAUUAUAUGAUUUGUUAUUGAAAUUUGUUCACUGUGAAGUUCUUGUUACUUCAUCUGAUGUAUAUGUGUCUACCUCAGGUUACACAAUCCUAUUAGUAUUUUGUUUUUAUAUAAUUCUGCAAACUUGAUUUUAUAAAAUGCAGUGAUGUGCUGACAGGGUUUUAUACAUGUUUACUUUCUAGUUUUUACUCUGUUAACCAUAAAUAUAUUGCUGUUAGAUUGUAUUUUCUAAUGGUAAUUAAUUUCAAAGUUUGU
Molecule: messenger RNA, 2654 nt
Organism: Danio rerio (zebrafish)
Lineage: Eukaryota; Metazoa; Chordata; Actinopteri; Cypriniformes; Danionidae
Source: RefSeq, a predicted model, not a curated record